Molecule: messenger RNA, 576 nt
Organism: Colletotrichum costaricense
Lineage: Eukaryota; Fungi; Ascomycota; Sordariomycetes; Glomerellales; Glomerellaceae
Exons: 2
Coding region: 1-576 (191 amino acids)
Source: RefSeq, a predicted model, not a curated record
AUGGAUCUGAUUCCGGCCCUCGCCAACGACUGUCUUGAGCGCCUUGCCGGUUACAUGCCAGCUACAUGCCGCAGGGAACAAUCCCCGUUCUUCGCUGUGCUCCAGCUAGCGUUCGUCAUGUCUCGUAGAAACCGAGGCUCCAAAGGAAAACACGAGGGAAACAAGACUCGAUCAAGUUCGAUCAAAGGCCCAAAACAAGACGGCACAUACGAAACAAGCUUCAGACGACCUUACAAUACCCGAAUCGCUUUCCGCAUUCGGACUCAAUUCAUGCUUUGCUUCCCUGAUGGUUCGCCACGAUCUCUGAUUGCGACCUCUCUCGUUGAUGGCCAGUCAGAUGCUGCAGAUCCCCAACAUUCGUCCCAAGCUUCUCUUCAAUCUGGCAGCAGCCGAGGGAAGUCAAAUUGGGGUAACACCCCAGAAGCCCUUGCUCCGGAUUGGGGCAGCACCCACGAGAACGAGUCCGAGUGCGGUGAGCUGUCAUGUAGUGUGCAUGAGAACAAAAGCCCCAGGCACACAUCAAGAUCCAGGCACAGAAGGGGACCUCGGCUCGAAACCACCAUCGAAAGAGGCUGA